Molecule: messenger RNA, 4768 nt
Organism: Strongylocentrotus purpuratus (purple sea urchin)
Lineage: Eukaryota; Metazoa; Echinodermata; Echinoidea; Camarodonta; Strongylocentrotidae
Exons: 8
Coding region: 495-2033 (512 amino acids)
Biological process (GO): regulation of transcription by RNA polymerase II; cell differentiation
Cellular component (GO): nucleus
Molecular function (GO): sequence-specific DNA binding; DNA-binding transcription factor activity, RNA polymerase II-specific
Source: RefSeq, a predicted model, not a curated record
UGACACGUGUGUGUGAGUUGAAGGCGUGUGUGUAAAUGAUAAGGUUACUGUAAAUCAGUGCAUUGGGGUGUUAUUGUCAUCGACGGUGUGAUUUUGACCUAACAUCGCCCAGGGGUUCAAACAAGUUGCCUCUCUCUCUUUUGCCUCUCUGCCGAGCAUAUAAACUUUGAAUUUUAUUUAGAUACUGUCAUUCUAUAUCUUGUUGUCUGUUCCAACAGGUUUGGAAAACAUAUGAUUCAGAGGACCUGGAACUGAUCCAGGGGUUCCCGCAGACAGGACUUGGACUACUUCUACCACUCCAUAGCUUUCACUUUCACCCGCACACACUUUCCAAUUGGAUACCACCUGUUUUUUGAUCAACAGUUGCCUCCUUGAAAAACCUUCGCCAAUCAUCUCCUUCGCUUCAAGUUCUUUACAUUUUGGAAACGCUCUUUUGGAUUGUGAGUUCAGCAUUAGAACAUUUUGAGAAACAAUUUUGGUAUCGGAUCCAUCAAAUGAUGAUGGCUCAACUUGCGGAUUAUUGCCAGGAGGAUUCAAUGCUUUUCUCGGACAUGUACCAUGACCACGUCUCCGGCAUGACGGGAGAGUUCCCCACGCCCAAAGCCUUCCGAGUUGGGUCGUACAGCGGAAGCGAUUGCGAACGAAAAUUUCAGACCUUCCCUACCCCGCCUGACUCCCCGGUUCUCGCCGAGCUUACACCGCCCAACACACAAUCGGCCAAGCAACAAGGCUCGCAGCCAGUGAAUGGGUUUGCGCACGCACGGUACUUACUAAACGAGGAUUGCUCAGUUUCUAGCAGCAGUUCCCCGGCAACGCAGCCCGCUGAAAUGGACCUUACAAUGCUCAUGGAAGACCUUCUUCACGGUAACAUGACGGACCACUUCAGCCACCAGCUCUGUGAUAAUCAGUACCAUUCGAACGUCGGUCUUGGCGGCAAUGAUGGACUCCACAAAUCAGAUUUCUUGGAUAACCUCACCCAGUUCUCACCCAACUCUCCUAUCAACCUCUCUACAUCCAUGUUCACAUCCUCGUUCAGUGAAAGUCUAGACGAUUGCACGAUCCCAAGCCCGUCGCCGUCACCGAUCACCGUUUGCGACAUUGACAUCUUCGCCGGCGAUCUUCCCAACCUCGACGAUCUGACACUCGUUAGCGAGUUCGCACAAAUGGAGUCGGCACACAACCCGCGGUCUCAGCGUGGGGCUUUCGGCAUGGGCUCUUCAGGAGAAGAUUCAGACAUCGACAGUGUCGUGUCCGGUUACUCUCCACCUAUCGAUGAGCUCCAACAAUCAACCUACCACACUCUAUCGUCCUCCGUUAUGUCGCAUCCACCACCGCUCUACCACGAACACCACCACAACAUACAACAGUACCACCAGUACCGCCAUCAUGCACACCAUCAAUCGCAGACACCGUACCCACAACACCACAGCUUCGCAGCCGCCUCGGCACCCAACGGCAGAACGCACAACUACCAGUGCCGCGUGCAGCACACGACGCUCAAGAUGCUGGAUACGCACGCGGACGGAGUGGUGACGCAGGAGAUGUCUGCGCAGCAGGGAAGCUGCGCUGGACCAAUCAGAAAGCCGUUCCGCGCGCGACCCCGUAAGCAGUCUGUGACGUCGAGUGAUGAUGGUGGCAGCGACGAAGAGCACGUGGUCACGACAACAACCGCUUCAAGCGGGAGCACUGGAUCAUCACCCAACAGAAAUAGAGGGCGAGGUAGGCGAGAAGCCAUGAAGGGAAACCACUUGUGGGAGUUCAUCCGGGACCUUCUCAAGUCCGAAUCCUACUGCCCGAAGUUUAUCCGAUGGGAGGAUCGGGAAGCCGGAGUUUUCCGAUUCGUCAACUCGGAAGCGGUCGCCAACAUGUGGGGACGCAAGAAAAACAACCCGCAGAUGACCUAUGAGAAGCUUAGCCGUGCCAUGAGGUACUAUUACAAGCGCGAGAUCCUGGAGCGAGUCGACGGGAGGCGGCUGGUCUACAAGUUUGGCAAGAACGCUGAAGGCUGGAAGGAAGCCGCAGGAUUACAAUGAAGAGAAACUUAUACACAAUACCAUUCAUUUUGAAUGGCAGAAAAGACGCUAAUCACGUUCGCCAUCUUGACUUUGAAGUAACAUUGAACAAGGGGUGACGUCAUAGAAUGGGCGAUAGGAUAUCCAGCGAGAGGUUGCAAUCGACGAGGAAAUCGCGUGGCGUACACGUUUCUGCAGUUUACGGCGAGUUGCAAACAUAUUUAUUUAUUGUACAGUCAGUGCAAUUGAAGCGUGUUUAUUUCAUGAAGGGAAUACUUUUCAUUGGCUAACCGUGGCACUUCACGGAGGAAUGAACCAAUCAGCGUUCUUCUACUUCAACGCGAUGAAAUUUGUGAAAUGCAGCUCUUUUGCAGAGACCAGCUGUGUGACACUUUAUAAUUUCUAUAUAACUUUAACACAGCAAUAUGUCCGAUAAAGGAUCUUAAUUUUAUGCUCCAAAAAGGGAUGAAAAGGAAUGUGUAGGACGAUAUAGGAUGAGAAUAUAAUUUUUCAGGAUGCUAAAUUCCUAGAAUAAUGUAUUGUCGUAUUCCUAAAAGAAUGAAAGACAUAGUUGCGGUUUCGAUCCUAUAUCGGUUUCGAUCCUAUAUCUAUGAACAAGGUUUGUUCCCACAUGGUUCUGAAUGGCAUACACCAAAAUGAAUGAAAGAACUCAGUUAUGUCCUAUUCUUUAGAUAUUCAAAGCCAUUUAUGAUUAUGUCCAUAAGUUCAUUUUGUAAUUUUUUAUAAUGCCAUAUUUCAUAUGUGAUUGUGUGGAACUACAAAUUGCCUUACAUUGUUAAAACAAGUGCCUUAUUACCAAAGUCUGUUAACAAUCAGUUAAAGUUUUAAACGGAAAAGGAAUGGAAAUUGCAGCUUUUGUGGAACUCUGUCUUCUCAUAUUAAAUUUAUUUUGUUAUCGUAUCAAGAAAAGAAGUAAUUUUAAACGUACGUCAAAGAUUUCGAAACAGUCUUCCAUUUGUUUACUCUAUAUAAACUUUUCUUCCAAUUCAUUCCAAUUCAAAUAGUUCAAUCAAUAUAUUUGAAUAAAUGUUUAUUAUCUUAAGCAUUUUAACGACGGUCUUCCAUUUUGUACUUCAUAAAUGCUACUGUACAUUUCAUUUUUCCAAAUUGUUUUUGAACAUUCCUCGAUGAGAAAAAAUGUUAUCAUAUUUACACUGCGAUGUUCUUGACGUUCCAUCCAUAUAACAACGUAAUAUCUAUACACCUUGAGCAUGAUUUUAUAUCCACCGAAAAGGGAUACCAGUCUUAGUCCAGAAACUGUUUAAUCUUUAAAAAUCGAUAUAGCUGUAAUGGAAAAUUCGUUAUAGCAUAAGCCGAGCUAGAUCAUUUUUACUUCACUGCUCACCCUAUGUAAAAUAUUAUUUAAAUUAUGUUGAGAAGAAACCACUAUUUGUAUUUUCUGUUAACAAUUAUUUGUAAACACAUUGUUAAAGUCAUGUCGUAACGUAUUUUGGAUUUUGUUUUCACAAUUUUAAACGUAAAAUGAAUUUUUUUUCCUGCUGUAAAAUAGCUAUAAUAUUGUCACAAUCAAAUAAAAAGGAAUUCUCCUUAUUUGCACGCUUGUAUAAGUGCAGCACCAGGUUAAUACCACCAACCAUGCAAGAAUAAAAAUCAUUCACGUUUAAAUGUAGGAGUACUCUAUAUUAGAAGUCACCAUUCGUACUACUUUGUAAGUCAUUUGAUAUCAAUACUUGGAACACAAUUUGUACUAGUUACCGUGUCGCUGUGUUUUAUAUAUUAUGCGACCAUCCCAUUCUGUAUCAGUGCCUUUAAAUCAGUAACUUACUGUUGGCGAUAUAUAUACUUUUUACGAGUAAAAGAACUUAAAGUACUACUUUUUACACAUUACUUUGUGUCUUACUAUUCGUGCAGAUAUAUUCCAAUUUGUGCUUUUGCUACAAUAUUUUGGAACUGAAGUUUUUUGGCAAGAGCUUGGAACAAAUGUUGCUCUAUGAAGACAACCAUGCACAACAUUGUAAAUAGUGUAAUAGCAAUUUACUGCAAUUUAGUGCCUUAGUCUUUUUACUUCAAACAACAAUUGAUUGUUUCUUUUAUCGUAUUGUGUUGUUUGUAUACAGUACAAAUUGUACACUCCAGCAUUACGCCACAAUAAUGGUGUUAUUUUUAUUUUGUAUCUUGCAAAUACAAUGUGUUAUGUCUUUUGUAUCCAUACAUGUUCAUAUGGUACCAUGUCUAUGAAGAUGUGCUACUUCUACGUUCAAUCAUUUUUACCGUGCCACUGUACAGCUUUAGCCCCCGCGGGCGGGGAGUAAAACGCACUGUUGAUAAUUUAAAAGAUAUUUGUGAAAUGUUACCUGUAAUUGUUUCUUUUAAACAAGUUUAGUCUAUAAUGUCUCGUUCCUUUUCAAAUCUUCUCGCAGAGAAUACUCUAUCUAUUUCUUCUUUCUGUUUUAUCUUAAAACACACGUUGGUUAAUCACCAGCUUUACGUACAGAACGAACAUCCACAUUCCAAGCUUUCGAUACUACGCUACUCUCCUCUAUUGUCAAUCUUUUCAUAUAUUUCCUUUGUCAAAUUUUCUACUUUCUUUUCAGUGAUGUGUCUUUCGUUAGCCGUGUCUUCUCGUGUUUUUUGUAUAAUCAUUUUCUUUCAUCAUACUUGAUUUUCUGUAGAUUGAGAUCAUGCCAAAACAUUCUUCCGUUCCGUUCUGUGUUUAUUUGUAUUUAUAUGAGAAUACUUCGAUCUAAUAAAGAAUCACAUUGUGUAACAAGGGA